AUAAAAACUAUGCAAAAAUGAAUCCGUUCGAAUCUCUUAUUCAAAGAUGGAAUGUAAUACCAAGAGCUUUGGAUGUAGCGCUGUCAACGGAUGCGAUGCAAUCUAUUAUUCACUCUACAGAUCAGUAUGACGUCAUAAUAACUGAUUUGAGUUUCUACCAGUCUUGUAUCGUUGCUCUCGGUCACAAAUUCAAUGCACCGGUGAUAAAUAUUAGUCCAACCGCACCAUCCAGCUAUGCCGCAAGCGUAUCUGGAAACCCAAUUCCGUUUUCCGUCGUGCCAAGCAAAUGGGCUGCCCUUCCGGGUGGGAUGAAAUUCUUUGAUCGGGUCUUCAACACUCUCAUCAGCUCCUGGGAUUUACUCGGCGAAUUUUUUUACGUGCAGCCAAAACAAGAAAUUUUGAUGAGAAAGCACUUCACUUAUGCCGGCUCCGAGGAUUUACCACCGCUUCGUGAAAUGCUCCAAAACGUAUCGAUCACGCUCGUAAACUCGCAUUUCUCACUCGGUAUCCCUCGAUCCUACGCCCCGAAUAUGGUAGAAGUCGGUGGAUUCCACAUUCAACCGAAAAAAAGGCUGGCAGACAAUUUGGAGAGAUUCAUGAACAAGGCUAAAAAUGGAGUGGCUUACGUUAGUUUUGGCACACUAGUGCAACCGCAUCAUCUGAGCAACGAGAAAUUAUUACUAAUUAGCACAGCACUACGGAAAUUAAAACUACACGUUAUUCUGAAGUGUAACUAUCUCUCAGAUGCUGAUCUUCAAAAUGCUGAGGGUGUGUUACUUUUACACUGGGCUCCUCAACAAGAAAUUUUAGCUCAUCCAAAUUGUGUCUUAUUCGUGACACAUGGGGGUUACAACAGUUUGAUCGAGGUGACAUGGGCCGGUGUUCCAGUUCUCUGUAUUCCUAUCUUCUCUGAUCAAUUUCACAAUGCUCAAAUUGUUGAGGAGAGUGGCGUUGGAAAGAUACUAUACCAGGACCAGCUCACUGAAGCCAUUUUGGCUGAGACUGUUGACUCAAUAAUUCAUGAUGCUAAUUUCAGGAACCGAGCGAAGGAACUUUCCGACAUUAUCAAAGACCGCCCCGAGUCGCCCAUGGAGAGAGCCAUAUUUUGGAUAGAGUAUGUAGUGCGGCAUAAAGGGGCCCACCACUUGAAACCAGCCUCUGUCUAUUUAAAUUGGUACGAGGACAUGCUCUUGGACGUUAUAGCUGUUUUGCUACUGGCAACGUUUGUAAUACUGCGAGGGCUUGGUAAACUAUUCAAUGCGUGUAAAAAAAUUGGAAAAUCUAUCUCUGUUCCAACUGCGUUCAAAUUCUCAACCGAAGCCAAAGAAAAAAGUAUCUGAAAAUAUUUGAAAUGUUUGUUAGAAAAAAGAAAAAGUGGAUUGAAGGACCAUUGACGGCUUCCUAAAAUCUCACUCUAUCGUGAGGUAACCAUACUGCUCUUCCUGUGAUUGGAAAAAAAUGACGGAACAAGCGGAGGUACGGCCCAUGACCCUCAACAUAAUGCUAGGCGGAAAAUGCAGAUAGUACAAAGAUGAGAGUGUAAAACGAAGCGGGGUGCAGGUGAGGUCUACGAGAUGAACGAAAGCCCAACCUGAGAGUAUCUAAUUGAAUCUUUGAAUGAAGCUGGCACACGUGAAUUAAUAAAGGCAGGCGGAUGAUUUUAGGUUGAAUGAGAGCAACAGCUCAUGAGUCUAACGGCCGGUUAAGUGAUUCCAUCAAGAUCUAGAUGGAACAGCGUUGCCGUACUCAACCCUUUCACUCCACGUCACUCGUUUUUCCGUGACAUAAGUCUUUUUAAGAACAGUGAUAUCAC
Molecule: messenger RNA, 1813 nt
Organism: Bemisia tabaci
Lineage: Eukaryota; Metazoa; Arthropoda; Insecta; Hemiptera; Aleyrodidae
Source: RefSeq, a predicted model, not a curated record